Messenger RNA from Vollenhovia emeryi, 1785 nucleotides. It is a transcript of the gene Orc5, whose product is annotated as origin recognition complex subunit 5. NCBI's taxonomy places the organism in Eukaryota, Metazoa, Arthropoda, Insecta, Hymenoptera, Formicidae. The record is from RefSeq and is a predicted model, not a curated record. The transcript has a single exon. Gene Ontology annotation, cellular component: nucleus; nuclear origin of replication recognition complex. The coding region runs from base 203 to 1510 and encodes 435 amino acids. Gene Ontology annotation, biological process: DNA replication initiation; DNA replication. Gene Ontology annotation, molecular function: DNA replication origin binding.
ACAAAUGCUUGAAAUAUAGAAGCGACCGACGUACACGCGCGACUCGCCUAAAUUUAAGUAUCGCCGUAAGUCCGUUAUAAGAGCGCUAAUUGUCAUAGUUGUCGUUUACCUUCUUUAGAGAGUGCGUGACGCAGUGUAAGCGACAAAGGCUGCAAAUUAAUUGUACUUGUUCUAUCCCCUAAGAUAAUUUUAAGGCGUAAUCAUGGAACAAUAUUUAAAGAAGAUAAGAAAGAGUAACAUUGUAUGCCGCGAGAAGGUCUUAGCACGGCUGUAUUCCUUGAUCGGCGAAGCGGACGAACCGAUGCCGGAGAGCUUAUUCGUUUACGGGCACAUGGCCACUGGAAAGUCGUUGAUCGUACAAAGUCUGCUCGAUCAUUUAAAGUAUAACGUCAGCUACGUUAAUUGUAUCGAACAUUUAGGCAACAAACACGUAUACAAGUAUAUCCUGGACGAUCUAGCCGCAACCGCGGAAGAAUUGGGCGGUGAUGUGCGAUCGAGAUGCGACAAUAUUAUGGAUUUCAUACUGGCGCUAAAAAAGAUCUCCGACAACGAUGAACGUCCGAUCGUGUUGGUGUUCGAUAAAUGUCACAAGAUAAGACAUUUCGACGCGACCUUUUUGCCGGCGAUCUUGAGACUCAGAGAAUUGUCUGGUGUUAAUAUAUGCACGAUUUUGAUAAGCGAGAUCGUGUGGGAUAAGUUUAACACCAAGAUAGGCGCGUCGAAGCCCGUGAAGAUUUAUUUUCCCCAAUACACGAAGGACGAGUUGGCCCAAUUGCUGUCGUUGGACAAGCCGGCGAAUUACGGCACGGAUUUUUAUAAGAAUUACUUGAAUCUCUUUCUCUCCGUAUACUUCCGAUUUUGUAGAGAUCUGAACGAGCUUCGGCACAUGGCCAAAGUAAACUUCGCUAAAUACGUAGAGCCCAUAGAGAGCAAGCGAAUCGAGCCGGAUAAUGUUGCUGCACUUUGGCGAAACAUCUCCGCUACUCUGAAAUCCAAUUUGGAAAUCAUUUACCUCAGGGUUUCCACGGGCGACUUUCUGCAACCCGAUCAACAAAUGUCCCGGGAGAUCGAGUCGACGACGAAGCUAGCUUUGAGUUUCGAAUUGCCGUUUUACGCCAAGUACAUGCUAAUCGCCGCGUAUCUGGCCUCGUACAAUCCUGCCAAAUACGACAAGCAUAUUUUUAUGAAGCAGCGUAGUAAGAAACGGAAAAAGUUACGGUCGAUUAAGAGAACGAGAGAGGACGGGCAAAAGAGAUCUCGCGUUUUCACUAUCUCGCGGAUGCUCGCGAUCUUCUGCGCUAUUCUCGACGAGAAAGUAGACAUCAAUGCCAAUUUACUGGCUCAAAUAUCUACCAUGUGCCAGCUUGGUCUACUCUCUAUCGUCGGAGAUAACGUCACGCAGUUGGAUGAAACAAAAUUCAAGUGCUGCGCGAGCCACGACUUUAUUAUCGUCGUAGCUAAGACGAUUGGUUUUGAAAUAAAGAAUUACUUGAGCACGAACAUGAAUUGAAAUAUACACAUGCAUUUAUUGUAUUCAUUUUUAAUUAUAAUUUCAUAUGUAUGCUUGUUUCCGAUAGCUUUACCUAACGCUUUAUUUAUUUACGAGAACUUUUUGAGUAUUGGAGAAAAAAUUUACGCAUUUGUGUUAGGAUAAGAUUCUAUUUUUACUCAUUUAGCACGUAAUAGCUUGUAAUGCAUAAAACAAAUUUAGAAUAUGAGAAAUAUAAUUUUGUGUGUGAAUUAUGUGAUAAUUUGAGAUUCUUUUUAUUAAAAGUUUUGCAAAUA